Messenger RNA from Suncus etruscus (white-toothed pygmy shrew), 690 nucleotides. RefSeq names its product chromosome 1 C9orf152 homolog (gene C1H9orf152). The transcript has 2 exons. Lineage: Eukaryota; Metazoa; Chordata; Mammalia; Eulipotyphla; Soricidae. The record is from RefSeq and is a predicted model, not a curated record. The coding region runs from base 1 to 690 and encodes 229 amino acids.
AUGAAGGGCUUGCCUUGUCCUUGCCUUGCCCUGCCCCACUUCUGGCAGAUGGGGCCUCAUUUCAUGGCAGAGGCUCCCGGAACCCCGACUCUGGGGAAAAGACCCCAGCUCAGCAUCUCACUCCUGCAAGCCCAGUACGAAGGGCAGAGGAGGCAGCAGCAGACCCAGACACAUCUGGUGGUUUACCCAACAGCAGGGAGGAUGCCUGCUCCUGAUGAAUCCAUGGUCAGUGCUAUCUGGAUCAACAAGGAGAGACAGCUCUCUCUGUCCCUAGAAAGGGAUGCCAAUGAAGACUGCCACCAGAUACCUGGAUCUCCCUGGCACACACACCUGGAGAUGCAUCGCUUUGUUCAAACCUUCCUCCAGGAACCCAGCCAUGAAGCAAGACACCAGGAUCUGCUCCUAGGGUCUGAGCCAAGGCUGCCAUGGGACAGAGCCCUGGGCUUGUGUGAACACCCUCAGGUGACACUGGAGGGAACAAAGACCCAAGAGGCAGCCCAGCAGUCCUGUCAGGUGGACGGGACCCAGACUCAAGCUGAAGGAACCGGCCUCUAUGCAGCCCUCUGGGGUUUGCCUUCUCUAAGGAGCACAUCCCGUUCUGGCAAACCUGCUCACUACCCCUUUCCCCAGCGAAAAGCUCCCAGGAUCUCCCAGGCUGCACGGAACCUGGGUUUAUAUGGCCCUGUGUGA